AUGGAUGAAAAACAUGUCUGCGGAAAUUGGAGAUCCACCAAGCGGCUUGGAAUGGAACAACAGAUCCAUCAAUGUUUGCUCGUUCUUAAACACUUUCCGCAAGAUAUUACGGAUCUCUGUGGAAAGAACAUACUUGGACCCUUCCUUUGGCUGUGCAAAUUCGUCAGUACCAUUUGGCUUCUCCGAGCCGUUGGAACCAUUCUUCAACAUGUCGUGUCUCUGAAGACCUUUGAUUCUAUUGUUGGAGAUCUGUUUAUCUUUGAGUCCCAAUUCGAAGAUCUUGGAGAAUCCAUCUUUUCUGAAAGUUGGCGAGUACAUUCCACAGUUGUCACAUCUUGGUCUACUCAAAAUGCGCUUGUAGAAAUCGUAGAUCACGGCCUUUCUUUCUUCUGCGACGGUGGCAGUCAUGACGCCGUGCUCGGUGGUACGUCCGUCCGACAGCGCCUUUGCUAUGCUCAUAUCAACGUAAUGCUGUCUUUUUUCCAUCAGAUCACGGUCGGCUUUGGUGUUGACCUUCUGGGGACCGUCGUCCUCGAUGGCUUCAUCACCAUCGUCCUCGGAUUCCGAGCGCAUAUUGUCAAGUUCCAGAGCCUCCAAAAGCAGGCCGUACUGGAUGAGUUUCAAUUUGCAUUCGUACUUAUGCACGUCCAUGGCUCUGAGUCUAAAAUGGUGACAAUAUAG
This is a messenger RNA of Ogataea philodendri, 681 nucleotides long. RefSeq lists its product as uncharacterized. Bases 1 to 681 code for a protein of 226 amino acids. The record is from RefSeq and is a predicted model, not a curated record. NCBI's taxonomy places the organism in Eukaryota, Fungi, Ascomycota, Pichiomycetes, Pichiales, Pichiaceae. The transcript has a single exon.